Molecule: messenger RNA, 852 nt
Organism: Gaeumannomyces tritici R3-111a-1
Lineage: Eukaryota; Fungi; Ascomycota; Sordariomycetes; Magnaporthales; Magnaporthaceae
Exons: 1
Coding region: 1-852 (283 amino acids)
Source: RefSeq, a predicted model, not a curated record
AUGGCGACGACCUUUAGCUCCAAGCCCUCGUUCCACCUCUGCCCAGACUUUAGCAUCGACCCGCCACCGGGUGGGCACCUCCGGCUCGGGUCAGUGCUACAGAACCUCCAGCUCGAUAGCAUGCUGAGCCCGCUCGACGGCGGCGAGGCGCCACCCGUGUCAGACUCCCUCGUCUUCCCCAAGGACAAGUCCGCCUCGGAAAAAGAGGGGUUCACCUGCUCCCUGAACCACCUCCGCCAUGUCAAGGGCGGCAUCUGGGCCAAGAUCUUCGGCUGGGCUGGGUUGGGCCCCUCGUUCUCGGCGCUGCGCGACCGGAAAAACGACGAAACGAUCACGGUCCAAAAGCUGUACGUGCGCUACUUCAACCCGACCCUCGAGUACAUGAAGACUGCCCUCGAGACGGACAGCGUGGCCAUGUACGUCCAGCGCAGCAACUUCAAGAGGCCCGUGUGGAUGAUCACGGGUCUGAUGUGGGCUGAGGGUGCCUCCCUCUCCAAGGUCAGGGCCGCAAAGACGCAGCUGAAGAGCGAGAUUGCCACCUCCGGAACGGCGGGCCUGCAGCUUUCGUACGGCAGCGAGGACGGCCUCGCGUCGCGCUUCGACGGGUCGACCCCGUUCGUGCUAGGGAUACGAGCUCGCAAGAUCUGGUGGGACAAGCGAGGGGUUCGGCAGGACAAGCUCGACGUCGUGGGGGCAACUCUUGGUGAGGAUGUGGAGACGGGGGAGGGUCCCCUUAAGGGGCUGAAAUACAGAGAUGAUGAGACACUGGGAUACGAAACAGUAGUCGAAGACGAUACUUUGGUUGAAGGGGAGUUUGUCAUUUGGCUUUCGCCUACAUCUGCAAGUCCGUAG